Pristis pectinata (smalltooth sawfish) is the source of this 4006-nucleotide messenger RNA. RefSeq names its product trimethylguanosine synthase 1 (gene tgs1). The record is from RefSeq and is a predicted model, not a curated record. The transcript has 13 exons. Lineage: Eukaryota; Metazoa; Chordata; Chondrichthyes; Rhinopristiformes; Pristidae. Gene Ontology annotation, molecular function: RNA cap trimethylguanosine synthase activity. Bases 246 to 2900 code for a protein of 884 amino acids. Gene Ontology annotation, biological process: 7-methylguanosine cap hypermethylation; 7-methylguanosine RNA capping. Gene Ontology annotation, cellular component: nucleus.
GAGCGCCAGCGGCAGGGCGCUUCCGGUGAAAAGCAUCUCCCGGGGAAGUGGGAGUGGGGGGGAGGGUGCAGACUGACCUCACUCACCGGAAGUACGUGAGGGCUGGUGGGGGAGGAGCGGGGAGGAGCGGGGAGGGCGCUGAGCGAACCGACCUCACUCGCCGGAAGUUGGCGCUGACUCUCAGGAAGCAGCGGCGGGGUGCGAGAGGCGAGCUGACUGGAGGGGACGGUCAGGUUGUUGUUGCGAUGCGAUGCACCAUGUGCGAGGACUGGAGCACCGUGGCGGAGAUCUUCCUCUUCUUGGAAGGUUUCAGCGCUGAAGCGGAGCAGAUCCGGUGCUUUUGCAGCAGGGCCUUUGUACAUGAUCGAGAGCUUUAUCGAAUGGGAUUAAAGGGAACAUUUCAUACCAAAGAAGAUAAUGGAGAUAUUGUAGAAAAGUGUGAAGAGGAGUCAAAUAUUGAUGAUGAAUCCAAUGUUAAUGCCUCAGAGGUGCAAGAAGAAAAUGAAUUAGAUAGUGAGACAGAGUUGAUGGCAAAUAUGGGACUACCCCUGCAAUUUGGCAGUUCAUCAAAUUAUUGGCAACCAAUGUCCUGCAAUAUUUCAAAGAAAAGAUUCAAAAAGAAAAAGACGAAUCGCAAAAACAUUGAAGAUCUGCCUAAAAUUUGUAAAGAACAUCCAGACACUAUUUUGAAUCACCUUUCUGAUGUCACUGACUUGGGACUGAUUGAACAGCAAAAAGAUUUUGAAAUAGAAUGUAAUGACCUGAAUCAUUCAUGUACAGGAGCAACAGACUCUGAGCUGGAAUCCAAAACAGACUGGGAAUUGUAUUGGAAUCAGUAUGGUGAGGGUAUAGUUUGGGAAAAUUGGCUGGGAAAACAUUCCGAAUGGUCAGAAGAGACACCUGCACCAUGGAACUGUCCCAGUAUGAAAGAUCAAUGGCAAGAGUUUUACACUGAACAAUAUUGGUUAUAUUACGAACAGUUUCAUUACUGGAUAGCUCAAGGAUGGUCUGUGGACCUUACUAAAGGUAGUGACCUUGAGAAGGAUUCAUCUGGUACAAAUACAUAUGAAUCAGAAGAAUUCCUCGGUAAUACUGACAAUAUUGCCUGUGAAAACAUCAAUAAUGUACUGCCAAUGGAGUCAGUCAUUGCAUCAAAUCCAAAAAGCACACUUGAGUGUAAGGAAAUUGGUUGUGAAGAGGUUGUCAGUAUGAUGAAUAAUAUAAAGCUCAAUUCAGGAAGCAAAGUUGAGCAAUCCACAGAUGUGGAAGACAAUAUCUACUGCUGUCCUGCUAAUGCUGCAGGUUCUUGUGAGUGUGCUUCCGAGGAGAAAGAACCAGCUGCAGAAGGAGGUAACAGCAAAACGUGUACAUCAAGUGGAAGAGACUCCACGUUUCAGUCAGCAGAACCUCCUAACACUUCGAGCAAAGCAUUAAAAAACAGUGUUGCAGUAGGAAUGAAUCAAAGUAGUGAAGAUGAGGAGGAUGAUUCAUCAAAACCUAGACCAGUAAAGGUGAAAAGAAGUCAUGAACUUGAUGCUGAAGAGUAUCCAACUGUGGCAGUGGAAGAUGCCUAUUCAGCUCUUGGCUUCAAGCACCAUACCAGCCAAAACACUUCAAAAUUUACUCAUGGACAUGCACUCUAUCGUAAGGAUGUUGAGCAGCGAUUUAGGAAUCUUGAUAUGCAUAGACCAGUGGUUACCAAAAAGAAGCAUAUAUUCUUUGGUGAAGAAGGGGAAAUUCUGAAUUUUAAGAAGAGCAGAACCUUAGCAAAGGUGCAAAGAUUUCUAAAACAAGUCGAGCCAUCAAAUGAUUCUGUUAACCUGGACAUUUCAUCCUGUGUGCCACACAGUUCUAAGGAAUGCAGUAGCAUGGAACAACCAUGCAGUUCCAUUGCAAAUUGCUCCUCAGUGUGUGAAAAUAGCAACAGUGAAAAUGAGAUUGAAGAAACCUCUGUUGAUGGACAGUUUCAAGCUUGUAUCCAUAUACCCUCAAAACUGAAUAUCUGCAAGGAAGGCAACAAAGAACAGCUGAAGGAAAUAUAUGAUGGGGCCCCUACUCCUGCUGAAUAUUCUGAAUUGUAUUCUGAUAGACAGCUUGUUCCUUUGGACAUUCCAGACUUUCUUCUUCCUGAUCCUGAUGUAACAGAGAAGACUGAUCAAUGUACAUCUCAAACUGAAGAGUUGAACCAAGUGCAAAAGCUGAAGAAUCUUAAGAAGAACAAAAAAAGAAAGAAGAAGAAAUUUUGGGUUGCACCGUCUGACGUAGUAGCUGUUCCAGAAUUGGCCAAAUACUGGGCCCAACGUUACAGAUUAUUUUCGCGUUUUGAUGAGGGAGUCAAACUUGACCAGGAAGGUUGGUUUUCAGUCACUCCUGAGAAGAUUGCUGAACACAUUGCCAAACGUGUCACGCAGAGUUUCCAUUGUGAUAUUAUUGUCGAUGCAUUUUGUGGAGUUGGGGGCAAUUCAAUUCAGUUUGCAUUGACAGGGAAAAGAGUGAUUGCUGUUGACAUUGAUCCAGUGAAAAUAGAUCUUGCACAAAACAAUGCUCGAGUCUACGGUGUGGCUGAACAGAUAGAGUUUAUCCUUGGUGACUUCAUGCUGCUGGCUUCUGACCUAAAGGCUGAUGCUGUAUUCCUCAGCCCUCCAUGGGGCGGCCCUGAUUAUGUCAACGCAGAAAUCUUCGAUCUGAAGACAAUGAUUUCCCUGGAUGGCUUUGAAAUUUUUACUCUCUCCCAGAAGAUUACACCAAAUAUUGUUUAUUUCUUACCACGAAAUGCUGACAUAGAACAGGUGGCAUCCUUAGCUGGACCAGGAGGACGAGUGGAAAUAGAACAGAAUUUUCUCAAUAACAAACUGAAGACCAUCACGGCUUAUUUUGGUGACUUAAUCCGGGAUGAAUAGAUCAAGGUCGCACGAUCUAUUUAUAAAUCUAAUAAAACCUUUAUCUAAUGGUGUGCAAUAUUCAUUGCAGUGAUCAACCAUACUAUCUGUGAAUUUUUUUUUAUUCAGUAGUCUUCAUAAACCAUGGGUUAGACUGAUUGUCUAGCAAUUGAUUAACCUUUUCCUUUUUGAAGAAUGGUGGCAUAUUGGCAUUUCUCAAGUCGUCAGUCAUCUUUUCUCUAGCCAGAGAUUGAAUUAUACUCCCUUAUAGGCUGUUAAAGAUGUACUUCAGGCAUACUAAUUCAUUUACUUUGAAGGUACUAAAUCUCUUAUUUUCUCUCAUUUCUCUCAACUACCUUAAGUACAGUGGGUGUACUGUUUUUUUACUCAUGAAGAAACAAGUCUACCUCUUCUGCCUCCUAUCUACAGUUUACUUUUUUACCAAAUCUAAAAGGCUUAAUUAUCCUCUUUGCUCAUUAUAUAGUUAUAAAACAUCUCUGUGGUUUCCUUCAUUUUAUUUGUCAACAGUUUAUGGUCUGUCGCUCUACCUUGUUUUUAAUUUCAUUCCUGUACUUUUAUGCAGCUCUAAGCCUUUUUACGUUUCAAACUCUCAGUAUUUGACAUAAGCUUUCCAUUUUUCCCCUUAUCCUCCCUCUAGACUCCUUGACAUUGGUGGUGAGGCUCUAAUUCUGGUUUGGAAUCUCACCCUUGUACAAUGUGAGAAUAUUUUUACUCUUACAUGGGAUUAAUGUCUUCUGACUUCAGGCAUUUGGGAGAACUUUAAGAAUUUGGACACUCCUUACCAUCUAUAUUUUAUCCAAUACUGAGCAAUUAAAAACUUGCUCUAAGUUGUUUUCUUCUUUCUCCCUCUGAUUAAAGAUCCAUAGUACACUCCUAACAAUGUGAUUACAGUGUUUUAUUCCUCAUUUCUACAUGGCAUCAUUUGUUGAUUCUUGCAGGGAUAUCACCUGUCCUCACUACUGUAAUUAUUUCUUCAACUGACAUUUUGACUCCUUCCCAAUCACUAGAUCCUAUCUUGGCAGGAACCCUGUCAACCAGAAUGUUUUGUGACAUGCUUCAAUAACAACAACAACAAUGUAAUUCUAUUAAAAAAAAGAAUCUUUCUA